AUGAUGUGUCGAGAAAAGCAGGCAAACAAUCUUCCACGUGAUAUAACAGCUGCACAAAAUGAAAUUGGACGUUUACAAAAUCAACUCAAUCAUGUACAAAUCUCUCUUGCUGCAUCACGUUUUAGUAGAACUACUGAUAGACAAGAAUAUAAUAGACGAAUAAAUGAACUGAAACAAAAACUAGAACAACAAGAUGAAAAACUAGAACAGCAGCAGGAAAUGAUCAACAAUUUAAUUUCAGUUAAUCUAUGCACAAUAUCUUUAUUUUCUUUGGUCGUAAUUUUCGAAGCAACUUAUGUUAAACUUCGUUCAACGCAUGAUGACGCUCAACCAGUAACUUUUAAUGGAACAAAGCCCGGCAUUCCUACUGAUAACGAACAAUUAACAAGAUAA
Molecule: messenger RNA, 393 nt
Organism: Rotaria socialis
Lineage: Eukaryota; Metazoa; Rotifera; Eurotatoria; Philodinida; Philodinidae
Source: the annotation of a GenBank genome assembly